Molecule: messenger RNA, 660 nt
Organism: Aspergillus ochraceoroseus IBT 24754
Lineage: Eukaryota; Fungi; Ascomycota; Eurotiomycetes; Eurotiales; Aspergillaceae
Exons: 4
Coding region: 24-278 (84 amino acids)
Source: RefSeq, a predicted model, not a curated record
UAUAUAUAUAUAUAUAUAUAUAAAUGCCUCGAUAUACGAUCGUUAUCCAAUACGACACCCUGCAAGCCUACCAGCGCCAUGGCGGAAACAUGGAAGAACUAACAAAACAGUCUUUCCUGGCAAAAGGCGCUAUCGAGCAGACACUCUUCAUCUCCACGCGAAGUUUACCGCCAAUUCAUACUACUUCGUUCUAUGCACCGGAUCAUGUAUGUUUGGAGGACUUGACGAGGGUGAAUUUGGGUGAUGGGGUGAGGUUUGAUAUACAUAAGGAGGCAUAGUAUAGUAUGCUACCUAUCAGAGGUUUUGCUUUAUGUAUUCCAUGUUUAUGGGUUGAAGGUAUAGUCUUUAAGGAUGCAGUACCUUGAAUAUCCCUAUAAAACACUUCCAAAGCCUCUCUACAUAUUAACCUAAACUUGCAAUAAGAUGUCAUCAGAGCUGGACAAUUUAGAUAGUUACUUUUGUCUGGGUGUUGACACUCUGAACCCUCUAAUUAGUUAGUUGACUUGUCUUAUUUCUUGCCAUUAUCCCUAACCAGGAGAAGGGCUUAUUUUAUAUGCUUUGUACGCAAGAUGGGACAAAGCACAUGUUGUUGCCCUAAUAAAGGCAGCCUGGACAGGGGAUGAAUCAAGAAAGAUAAUCUCAUUGCAAUUGCUUUGUUAC